Trematomus bernacchii (emerald rockcod) is the source of this 1689-nucleotide messenger RNA. It is a transcript of the gene ghitm, whose product is annotated as growth hormone inducible transmembrane protein. NCBI's taxonomy places the organism in Eukaryota, Metazoa, Chordata, Actinopteri, Perciformes, Nototheniidae. The coding region runs from base 112 to 1146 and encodes 344 amino acids. Gene Ontology annotation, cellular component: mitochondrial inner membrane. The record is from RefSeq and is a predicted model, not a curated record. The transcript is spliced from 9 exons.
AUUUUCAGGAAGGUUGCAAAAGAAUUGCGUCAGAAGGUUGCGCACUUAUUUCUAGAAAGGUGAACCACGUACGUUGCUUGCUCGACUGAUACAGCAUCUCUCAUUGUGACCAUGAUGCUUGCGAGGCUGACAUGCCUGAGGACUCUUCCUCUCGUCGGGCUGCGUCCUGUGCUGUCACAGGGGUCCCCAGCCCUGAGGACAUCCACCCUGAAGACUUGUCCCCCCCUGCUCAGGCCCCAGCAGGGUUUUUCCUCCAAGGCCAGAAUUGCUUUCCGCAGGACAACCAAAAGCCAGCUCAAAGAAGCAGCUUUUGAGCCAGCUUCAGAAACCGCUUAUAAAAUUCACAGCAUGGGGAGACUGUUCCUGGCUGGAGGUGCAGCAGUGGGUCUUGGAGCUCUGUGCUUCUAUGGAUUUGGCAUGUCCAAUGAAAUCGGUGCCAUUGAAAAAGCAAUGAUCUGGCCUCAGUAUGUGAAGGACAGGAUCCACUCCACCUACAUGUACUUUUCAGGCAGUAUUGGCCUGACAGCGUUGUCAGCUGUAGCAGUGAGCAGGACCCCGGCCCUCAUGGGUCUCAUGAUGAGAGGAUCCUGGCUGGCUAUGGGAGCGACAUUUGCAGCCAUGAUUGGUGCCGGCAUGCUGGUCAGGUCCAUCUCCUAUGAGCACAGCCCGAUGCCCAAACACCUCGCCUGGAUGUUCCAUGCAGGUGUGAUGGGUGCUGUCAUCGCCCCCCUCACCCUCCUGGGAGGGCCCCUGGUGAUGAGGGCCGCUUGGUACACCGCAGGAAUCGUGGGCGGUCUGUCCUCUGUGGCCAUGUGUGCCCCAAGUGAGAAGUUCCUCAACAUGGGCGGGCCCCUGGCUGUUGGCUUUGGAGUGGUGUUCGCUUCUUCUAUUGGAUCAAUGUUCCUGCCGCCCACCUCAGUAAUGGGAGCAGGCCUGUACUCAGUGGCCAUCUACGGAGGCCUGGUCCUGUUCAGCAUGUUCCUCCUGUACGACACGCAGAAGGUCAUCAGGAGAGCAGAGACACACCCGCUGUACGGCGUACAGAAAUAUGACCCCAUCAACGCGUGUAUGGGGAUCUACAUGGACACACUGAACAUCUUCAUGAGGAUGGCGAUGAUUCUGUCUGGCGGCAGCAGGAAGAAGUAAACCGCUGCAUUCUGAUUUCAGUUUGACCCUUUACAAAGCUGAUCAAAAUCAUAUUUUAUUACUAGCAGCAUACACCAGAUGUUAUCUCUUAGUGACACGUCUUAUCUAACUGGGAACAAUACAUCCAUGCUUUGAAAGAGUGCGAAGAAGAAGAUUGUACUCUGGUGCAAAGAAGAUAAAUCGUUGUGCAUUGAUAACAUGUUCUAACCUUGAUUGUGGAAGUAUCUGGUUAAUUAUGGGGGUUACAGAUGGGUUAAGUCUUUCUUGUCUGCAUCCUCUCUCCAGCUUCCGAUGUCCUUUGUAUUCUUUAUGUUUUGUAUUUAUUUCAACUGAGUGGUGUUUCUGUUUCCAACGAGAAUGAAAGUUCAAAAAUAUAUGGUGUAUGCUAACAAAGUACAACACAGACUGGUCCCGACUCGCUCCACUAUACACUGAUUUUGCACUUCUGUUAUGCGUUCAAGAGGUUGGCACUAGUCCAUAUAUUUCUGACAUUGUACAGUCAUUUCAACAAUGGAACCAAUCAAUAAACAUGUCCAAAGUGAU